AUGAUUUUACAAUUAAUUAAUUAUCCAGUUGAAGGAACUGUUGAAUAGGAACACUCGAAGUCUCCUAAGAGAAGAGCAAUUAUAAUAAAACAUUUUCGUAAUCCAAUGAAGAUUUAGCCUAAUAAUUUGAUAUUUCCCCUUUAAUCUCCAAAGAUCAUAUCUAGUAAAAGUAGUACCAGACAAAAUGAAAUUACAUGGUGUAGUGAUAAUAAUUAAAUAAGAGAGCAUAAUUAAACAUUUUGUUAAUAAAAUAACUUUAAACCCUUCUUUAAAUUAAGUAGUGAGUAAAAAAAUAGAUUUGCAAUUAUAAAAAAGGUUUUUAAAAAGGAAGAUGAUAAAGAUUGUAUAUUUUUAGAGAGAAAGUUAAGUUUGUUAAAAUUUAAUUUUAAGGAAAAAGAGAAAGAGAAAGAAGAGAGUUAAAAAAUUUCAUUAGAUUAUUCAUAAAUUAAGAUACCUUAGACUGCAUCAUCAACAAGAAAGAGACAAUAUUUGAAUAAUAACAAUAAAUAUCAAUUAUUUUAGAAUAAAAUAAACAGAAGAUUUAAUAGUGACACUGAUUUAUAAGAUUAAAAACGAAAUCGAAAGCAAAUAAUUUCAUAUUCCAUAAGGCCUAAUACUCAUAAUUAUGAUCGUGAUCAUUAAGAAUUUGCUCAAAACAUUUUCAAUCAAUAUUUGAAAACAAGUUUGUAAGAUUAAUGA
This is a messenger RNA of Paramecium pentaurelia, 699 nucleotides long. The record is from the annotation of a GenBank genome assembly. NCBI's taxonomy places the organism in Eukaryota, Ciliophora, Oligohymenophorea, Peniculida, Parameciidae.